AUGGCACCAUAUGAGGCUUUAUAUGGAAGAAAAUGUAGAACGCCUUUGUGUUGGACAAAACUUAGCGACGAUAAGUUCAUAGGGCCAGAUUUGGUGAGACAAACAGAGGAGAAAGUGAAAAUCAUUCGAGAUAGAUUGAAGGCUGCCUCAGAUAGAUAUAAGUCUUAUGCAGAUUUGAAUAGGAAAGACAUUGAGUAUGAGGUCAGUGAUAAGGUAUUUUUGAAAGUAUCACCAUGGAAGAAAGUCCUCAGAUUUAAAAAAAAGGGUAAGUUAAGCCUAAGAUCAGAUCCCUCACAUGUCUUGUACAUAGAGACUAUUGAAGUACAACCUGAUUUAACAUAUGAGGAGGAGCCAGUACAGAUCUUGGAAUGGGAAAUUAAGGAGCUAAGGAAUAAGAAGAUUCUACUGGUGAAAGUACUAUUUGCUGGAUUUGCAACCACCGUAGGUGCAUGUUUUGCUAACAAGUAA
Hevea brasiliensis (rubber tree) is the source of this 468-nucleotide messenger RNA. RefSeq lists its product as uncharacterized. The record is from RefSeq and is a predicted model, not a curated record. The transcript has 2 exons. NCBI's taxonomy places the organism in Eukaryota, Viridiplantae, Streptophyta, Magnoliopsida, Malpighiales, Euphorbiaceae. Bases 1 to 468 code for a protein of 155 amino acids.